AUACCACUCAAUAUUAACAAGAGAAAACAUCCCAGCAGCACCCUAGUAUCUUGUACUACUACAUUCUCAAAACUCAUCUACCAUCACUUUUAUUACCAAAAUGGCUGAAGAGAAGAAGCACCACUUCGGUCUCUUCCACCACAAGGACAAGGAGGAAGACAAAACUACCUAUGGAGAAACUCCACAUGGUGGUGAUACUGAAAAAACUACCUAUGGAGAGAAUACAUAUGAAGAGAAAACUAGUUAUGGUGGGGAAGAUAACUAUGGGGAUAACAAAUAUGGUGAGAAAACUGGCUAUGGAGAAAGUGGAUAUGGAGAGAAAACUAGUUAUGGUGAGGGAGGUAACUAUGGCGAGAGUGGCUAUGAAAAUAAGACUAGCUAUGGAGAUAGUGGCUAUGAAAAUAAGACUAGCUAUGGAGAUAGUGGCUAUGUAAAUAAGACUAGUUAUGGAGAAAGUGGCUAUGAAAACAAGACUGGCUAUGGAGACAAGACUAGCGAUGGAGAUAGUGGCUAUAACAAGACUGGCUAUGGAGAUAUUCCAUCUGAAACUACCUAUGGAGAGAAAACUAAUUAUGGUGAAGGAGAUACCUGUGGAAAAGGAGCUGUCUACUCAUCUGAGACCACUAAUUUUGAAGAGACUACUGAUGAAGGCAAAACAGGUGAGGAUUAUGAGAAAGAGAAAAAGCACCACAAGCAUCUUGAACACGUGGGAGGGCUUGGGGCUGCUACUGCUGGUGCCUUUGCCUUGCAUGAGAAGCACAAGGCAGAGAAAGAUCCAGAACAUGCACACAAACAUAAGAUAGAAGAAGAAAUAGCAGCAGCUGCUGCAGUUGGGUCUGGUGGAUUUGCAUUUCAUGAGCACCAUGAAAAGAAGGAAGCCAAGGAAGAAGAAGAGGAAGCUGAGGGAAAGAAGAAACAUCAUUUCUUCUAAUUUUCUCAUAAUAUAUAUUUACCUCUCUUUAAUUUGUUUUCUUCUAAAAUAUUAGUUAUGAGCUUCGUGUGCUUGCUCUAUCCUCUAAUACUGAGCACCUAAUAAUCCUUGUGUGUGUGUAUGUGAGUCUUCCCUUUGAUGUAAGGGUUUUACUUCUAUAUCUUGGUGGGGUUUAAUUAUGUCAUGUACAUGUUGUUCAUUGUGCAGUUUGAAUAAUACCAUACCUUUUAAUGCAA
Molecule: messenger RNA, 1167 nt
Organism: Nicotiana attenuata
Lineage: Eukaryota; Viridiplantae; Streptophyta; Magnoliopsida; Solanales; Solanaceae
Product: stress protein DDR48-like
Exons: 2
Coding region: 101-931 (276 amino acids)
Source: RefSeq, a predicted model, not a curated record